This is a messenger RNA of Brassica rapa (field mustard), 1986 nucleotides long. Its product is annotated as caffeoylshikimate esterase. The record is from RefSeq and is a predicted model, not a curated record. Lineage: Eukaryota; Viridiplantae; Streptophyta; Magnoliopsida; Brassicales; Brassicaceae.
AAAAAUAUUCAUUGGCGUAAAACUUUGCAAUAUUGAACAUACAAAUCUAAACUUCUCUCAUUGUAUUAAGUAGUAACAAACGGAUUUUAUAUCUAAAUUUAGAAUCAAAGUUUUUAAUUUAAUGAUACGUAAAUAGUAGAAAUAGUAGAUCAGAGUUUUAGAAGUUUUGUAUGCUUUAGUUUCCGGAACUAAUCGCAUGUGUUACUGUUGUAGAUCUCCCAUUUUUAUGGUUAACUUGUUGAUUAUGAUCAUCUUCAUCCGUUUAAAAUUUUAUUAUUCAGAGAUAACAAAUAACAUUAUUCGUAAUCGUAAAGAUAAAAAUAACGGUUAGAGUAACGACAGUGCAUGUGUUAGUGUUAACAUAUUAUAAUGUCAUGUAGAUCGUAUAAGUUUGAUUUAGCCGACAAAAAUCUCUAAAAAUGUGUCGAAGUUGUACAACAUAACUCUCUUUUCCUGGAACUCGAAACCACGCAAGAUUCUUUACCCAUAUUUCAUUAACUUUUCUUAUCCACAUUUACAGAAAAUUGAGGCAUGGGGUUACUGGAUUAUUUGAAGAAAAAGAAAACAUUUAUGAAAUUUACAGAAAAUUGAGGUAUUAACUGUGCUAUUUUGAAAGUUGAGGGGGCUGUUUACAAACGUUGCCACUCGGCAACGAAACUUUCAAAGAGUUUUUUUUUUCUUUUCAAGAAGCAAAAAAACGUGUUGGAGUACGAAGAGAGGAAAGGAGUCCGUUAUUUCGUCACUAUCAAACCAAAACGGCGUCGCAUUACCGUACAGUCGUCUUCCUUUAAAACUGCUCAAUAUAAACAGACCUUACAAGUUACAACAAUCUCUGUCUCCAACAAAACUGAAAGGAUAAAAAGAGAGAGAGAGAUUUCGAUCAACCUCUUCUUGAAAAUGGCAAGUGAAACAGAGAACAUAAAGUACGAAGAGAGUUUCAUUAAGAAUACUCGAGGAAUGAAGUUAUUCACGUGCAAGUGGUUACCAGCAAAUAAAGAGCCAAAGUCUUUGAUCUUCAUCUGCCAUGGAUAUGCAAUGGAAUGCAGUAUCACCAUGAACAGUACUGCGAAAAGGCUUGUGAAUGCAGGAUAUGGGGUGUAUGGGAUGGACUAUGAAGGACAUGGUAAAUCUGAUGGGCUUAGUGCGUAUGUCCCAAACUUCGACCAUCUCGUUGAUGAUGUCUCUGCCCACUACACAUCCAUUUGCGAGAGAGAAGAGAACAAAUGUAAGAUGAGAUAUUUGUUAGGAGAAUCAAUGGGUGGGGCUGUGCUUUUGUUGUUACACAGAAAGAAGCCUGAGUUUUGGGAUGGGGCCGUCUUGGUUGCUCCUAUGUGUAAGAUCGCAGAAGAAAUGAAACCAAACCCUGUGGUAAUUUCUGUAUUGUCCAAACUUAGUGGAGUCAUUCCUACGUGGAAGAUUAUCCCUGGCCAGGAUAUCAUUGAGACUGCUUUUAAGCAGCCAGAAGUCAGGAAACAGGUCAGAGAAAACCCUUACUGCUACAAAGGUCGUCCACGCUUGAAGACUGCUAAUGAGCUAUUGAGGAUUAGCACCGACCUCGAGAAGAGGCUUGAUGAGGUUUCAUUACCGUUCAUGGUAUUGCACGGUGAAGAUGAUAAAGUCACGGACAAAGCGGUUAGCGGACAACUCUAUGAAGUUGCGUCGAGUUCGGACAAGACUUUUAAACUGUAUCCUGGGAUGUGGCAUGGUUUACUCUAUGGCGAGACACCAGAGAACAUCGAGAUUGUUUUUACUGACAUCAUUGGUUGGUUGGACAAGAGAGCUUCUGAUGGAAACGGAGGGUUUGAGUCUGAGCUCAAACGUAAAGAAGAUGGUUUCACUUUGAAAGAGUAGCUCUGAUUCAAAUGCUAUUGUUGUUGAUUAUGACACUGUGACAUGCCUUUGUAAGUGCAGUGACAUUUAUAAACUACAUUAUGCGUCCUUCCUCAGUCUCUAAUUCUUUAUAUAUAAACCUAAUUAAUUAUGUUU